Messenger RNA from Talaromyces atroroseus, 2787 nucleotides. RefSeq names its product Kinesin heavy chain. Gene Ontology annotation, molecular function: ATP binding; microtubule motor activity; microtubule binding. Gene Ontology annotation, biological process: microtubule-based movement. Bases 1 to 2787 code for a protein of 928 amino acids. The record is from RefSeq and is a predicted model, not a curated record. The transcript has 5 exons. Lineage: Eukaryota; Fungi; Ascomycota; Eurotiomycetes; Eurotiales; Trichocomaceae.
AUGGCUUCGUCCAGUUCCAACACCAUUAAGGUCGUUGCGAGAUUUCGGCCGCAGAACAAAAAGGAGAUUGCGUCUGGAGGAGAACCCAUUGUCGAAUUGGAAAGCAAUGAAACGUGCAAAGUCAACUCUCGGGAGGGCUCCGGCUCAUUCACCUUCGACCAGGUGUUCGGGAUGGAUUCGAAACAAACGGACAUAUUCGACUUUUCGAUUCGGUCGACAGUGGACGACAUUCUGAACGGUUACAAUGGAACCGUGUUCGCUUACGGCCAAACGGGUGCUGGUAAAUCGUAUACCAUGAUGGGAACGGAUAUUGACGAUGACAUGGGAAAGGGUAUCAUUCCGCGAAUUGUUGAGCAAAUGUUUGCUUCUAUUCUCACGAGCCCAAGCAACAUCGAGUAUACGGUUAGAGUCAGUUACAUGGAAAUCUAUAUGGAGCGCAUCCGAGAUCUUUUGGUCCCACAGCACGACAACCUACCAGUUCACGAGGAAAAGUCUCGAGGAGUCUAUGUCAAGGGUCUCCUGGAGAUAUAUGUCUCUAGUGUCCAGGAGGUCUACGAAGUGAUGCGCCGGGGUGGAGCAGCUCGAGCUGUGGCGGCAACCAAUAUGAACCAAGAGUCCUCUCGAUCGCAUUCAAUCUUCGUUAUUACCGUCACACAGAAGAAUGUCGAGACUGGCUCUGCGAAGAGUGGCCAGCUCUUCUUGGUAGAUUUGGCAGGAAGUGAAAAAGUUGGCAAGACCGGCGCCAGCGGGCAGACGCUUGAAGAAGCGAAAAAGAUCAACAAGAGUUUGAGUGCUCUCGGCAUGGUCAUUAAUGCUCUUACCGAUGGCAAAUCGACGCAUAUUCCGUACCGUGAUUCGAAGCUCACGCGCAUUCUUCAGGAGUCUCUGGGAGGUAACUCUCGAACGACGCUCAUUAUCAACUGUUCGCCGAGUAGCUUUAACGAUAUGGAAACGAUUUCAACCCUCAGAUUUGGCGUUCGUGCAAAGGCGAUCAAGAACAAGGCUAAGAUCAAUGCGGAAUUAAGUCCUGCUGAACUGAAGCAAUUGCUACGAAAAGCCCAAGGGCAGGUUACAAACUUCGAGACAUACAUUUCAAACUUGGAAGGUGAAUUACAAUUAUGGCGUGCUGGAGAGGCAGUCCCCAGGGACCGUUGGACACCAGCUAUGUCAGAUAACGCUAGUGCCAAACCCCCCCGUCCUGCCACGCCCUCACGCCUACAGACCGAUAUUAUACGCGCAGAGACACCUAGUCGAUCAGACUCACGAUUAGGAGACCGCUCAAGUACGCCGAGCAUUGUGCUCGAGAAGGAUGAACGAGAGGAAUUCUUGCGCCGGGAGAAUGAGCUGCAGGACCAAAUAGCAGAAAAGGAGUCGUAUAUAUCCAACGUGGAACGAAGUCUGCAAGAAGCCAAAGAAGAACUGAAGAGCUUCAAGGAAGCCUCCUCACGGACCGGGAAAGACAAUGAGAAACUCAACACCGAAAUGAAUGAGUUGAGGAUGCAACUUGAGAAAGUUUCAUACGAAAGCAAGGAGGCUGGCAUUACGAUGGAUAGCCUGAAGGAGGCUAAUGCUGAGCUGACUGCUGAGCUAGACGAAGUCAAACAACAGCUUCUUGAUGCACGUAUGCGAGCCAGGGAGACAAGUGCAGCUCUUGAUGAGAAAGACAAGAAGAAGGCGGAACGCAUGGCGAAGAUGAUGGCCGGAUUUGAUAUGAGCGUCAAUGUCUUCUCGGACAAUGAGCAGAGGUUGAAGAAGCUAAUAGACCAGGUGGAUUCAUUACAUAAAGUCAGUGCGGCAGGCGAGGCAGUUGCGCCUGAUGAUAUCAUGGAGUUGAGAGCUAGUCUCUUGGAAACACAGGGCUUCGUUCGACAAGCAGAGCUUUCAAUGAGUGAACGAAGCGAGAUACACGAGCUGCAGGACAGCAAGCGAGCCGAACUUGAACGGAGGAUUGUUGAGCUCGAGACCGAUUAUGAACAAAUAUUGAAACGCAAUUUGGGCGAGGGAGAUGCGGAUGAGAUUCGCGAGAGACUGGAGAAAUUAUAUAUUGGUCGACGGGAUGCGGAAUCCAAGGCCGUGGCCGACCUUAGAAUCGACCUUACUCGCAAGGAUGAGGAGCUCCUUCAGCUCCGCCAAAUGCUCGCGGAUUCUCAAGUUAAGACACCAACCAAUGGCAGUGCGGGUAACUCUGCUGUCAUAACCAACAAGACCCUUCAGCAGCAGAUCUCAGACUUUGAUAACAUGAAAAAGUCACUCAUGCGGGAUCUACAGAACCGCUGCGAGCGCGUGGUGGAGUUGGAGAUCUCACUAGAUGAGACUCGAGAACAAUAUAACAAUGUCUUGCGAUCCUCCAAUAACCGGGCCCAGCAGAAGAAGAUGGCUUUCCUAGAGCGAAACCUUGAGCAACUUACGCACGUGCAACGCCAAUUAGUUGAGCAAAACAGCAGUUUAAAAAAGGAGGUUGCAAUUGCGGAACGCAAACUUAUCGCUCGCAACGAGCGCAUUGCUAGUCUCGAAAACUUGCUGCAAGAUAGCCAAGAGAAGCUUACAGCAGCGAAUCAUAGAUUCGAGGCGCAAUUGACGGCAGUCAAAGAGAGGCUAGAAGCUGCCAAGCAGGGUUCAACGCGCGGCUUGGUGACUUCAAUGGAGGGUGCAUCUAGCUUCAGCUUCGGUGGCUCGCGCAUUGCCAAACCGCUUCGAGGCGGUGGGGGUGUAGAUGCCAACGGUUCAUCCGGAUCGACACAGCAAGAGGCUCCGAAGCGAGGGAGUUGGUUCUUUGAUCGACGAUGA